AUGGGCUCACGCGGCGUAGCACACUUGAGCUGGGUGGUAGUGGUAGCUUGGGCAUGGAGCGCCGCUGCGCGCACCUUGUGUCCACCGCGAUGCGCAUGCGACGAUGCAUUGAGAGCCGCGUCGUGCGCCAAUGCAGGCCUCGAGAUUGUACCCAUACAACUCAAUCCGGAAGCGACCCACAUAAACCUCACUCACAAUUCUAUCGACAACCUUCUCUACACCUUUGGGUUUUACACACAACUAACAAUCCUCGAUAUCUCCUACAACAAAGUGCAAGAUUUAGGUAGUAAAAACUUCGAUAACAACAUCGAAAUGACUCAUCUCAAUGUGAGUCACAACGCUCUGAGGAAAUUAGAUAAAGAUACGUUCGUCGGUCUGAAAAGACUCGUGGACCUCAAUUUGUCAAAUAAUGAGAUAUCUACUAUAGAUAUACAAACAUUCAAAGACCUUGCGGUAUUAGAGAAACUCGACUUGUCAAAUAAUAAAUUAGUGACUUUUGAAGCUGACACUUUUGAACCGCUUUCUUCACUGAGGAUAUUAUACCUGAGAAAUAAUUCAAUACUAGAAAUACCAUCGGUGAAUUUGCUCACAAUCAUCAAAUUAGAAUUUUUGGAUCUAUCAGAAAACUUAAUUCAGAAGAUACCUAAACAUGGAGUUCCGUAUUUGAAGGAGUUGAGGCAUUUGGAUUUGAACAAUAAUAUAAUCGACGAAAUAGAUCACUUGGGCUUACACAAUUUACCUUCUUUACGCCACUUAGACCUCAGCGAUAACAACAUGACCACGAUCCCGACACCUGCUAUAUCGAAGUUGUCCAAUUUGUCUCAUCUAUAUUUGAGCGGCAAUUUUUUCCACAACAUAACGUCCCUCUCAUUUCAAAGUCUCUUUCACUUGAAACAUUUACAUUUAAGUAGGAUAUUUAAUUUAGAGAAAAUAGAUUCACGAGCAUUCGUAGACAAUAUAAAUCUACAAAAGAUAUGGAUGAAUGAGAAUUUAAAAGUGAGAGAAGUGCCUCCAAGAUUAUUUCACGGGAACCCUAAACUGACCCAUAUUUACAUGAGAAACAACGCUUUGGAGACGCUCGAGGCGUCACACUUCCCCAUUGAUACUUUACAAGAGCUCGAAAUAUCUGGUAAUCCUUUCGUUUGCAAUUGUUCACUAGUUUGGCUUUGGACACUGAUGAGAGAAUGUGAAAUUCGGAGUAGACGAAACGGAAAUUUAAGCACCAUACUCAGAAUUGAUUACGAUGACGUUAAAUGUGCUGCACCAGAACACCUGAAGAAUAUUCACUUCGUUCAGAUACCGGAGUCAGAGUUUGGGUGCUCUAGUGGCUGGGUAAUUGUAGCGAUAGUGGUGAUGACAGUCAGCAUCAUCACCAGUGUUAUCGGUGGUGUUUUGUAUUUCAUGGGGCCUUUGAAGAAAUGCAAAGGAGACAAAUCGAAGCAGGUUAUGACGAGUGUCAUGUUGAAUGGCGACGUCUCUAAGUUAGGGAAUGGUUUGGUGUACACCACGCGGGGCAGAGAAGCCGAUAACAAACGCGAAGUGGAUAGAUAUUUAAUGAUCGGCUCAUCUGUGACAAACAAUUUCCAUUCAUUAAAUCCCCCAUGGCAGACGAUGGAUAAGAAUCCAUAUUACCAAGAAGAUAGUGAAGAACAUAUUUAUCAGCAGUUUGCGUAUGAGACCAUACCCCCUCACCGGACCCCUGAGAAACCACAUAUAGUGUAUGUGUAA
Messenger RNA from Leptosia nina, 1728 nucleotides. NCBI's taxonomy places the organism in Eukaryota, Metazoa, Arthropoda, Insecta, Lepidoptera, Pieridae. The record is from the annotation of a GenBank genome assembly.